UGUUGUUCAUUUACUUCACAUGUAUAUCUACUGUCCAGACUACUGACUGUCUGCACUUGAGGGAGCAAUGUAUUAAUGCUGGAAAUGGAUGUGAGAGUGUCUGGAAUGUGGUUGAAGAUGCCUGCAAUAUUUCAGUUCUAGGUAAUAGAUGCAAGGCAGAAGACAGUGUUGGAUGUAAUAGAAUAAUCCAUGUCCUGGCUGAUGAAUACCCAGAAUUUAGAAACUGUGUCUGCACUACAGACGAUAUCUGUAGCAUCACAACUUUGCUUGGGGAACUGUGCAGCAUCAACAAAGACUAUUUGGAGUCUCCCUCGGGGUCGGACCCUGAGCUGGGUGUCAGGCCCCCCAGGAGCCCCGCGGAUCCGGGGAGCUGCAGCGUGGCGAGGCGGCUGUGUCGGGAGCAGCCGCGCUGCUGGGCCGCGCACCGGAGCUUCCAGCGGCACUGCCGGGCACCCGCGGGCACCUGCAGCUCCCCCCGGCCCGCCAGCUGCCUGCUGGCCUGGAAAGAGCUGAGCACAACGCCCCUGGGAAGGUGCACCUGCCCAGAGCCGCGUCGGGCGAGAUGCAUCACAAUCUGGAAGGGAAUAUUCAACAACCCUUGCUUACAGCACUCACAGGAGAGCCAGGCCUCGGGAGCUGGUGACAGUGAUGGCAGUGAUGAUGACGAUAAUGCUGAUCUUGAUGGUGAGAAAAAUCUGGUCACGGACACAAACAAUAUUAGUAUGGAAACAAAAUUACAAUGGGGUUUAUCUGCUCUCUCCAAACAAGCACACACAACAAACAGGACCUGUUUGGAUGUGAACAGGGAGUGUGUUGAAGAUGAAGUGUGUAACAAACAGCUGUCCCUGUACCUAAAACUGUGCUCAGUAAAUAAGAAGUGCAAUGUGGAAGGAUGUCAAGCAGCCAUAAGGUUCUUCUAUGGAAACAUGCCUUUUGAAGUUGCCCAAAUGAUGAUAUUUUGUGACUGCAUCCAGCAUGAUGAAUCCUGCUACAGAGCCAAAGAACUUCUCCAUGGCAAGCCCUGUGCAGUUACUGUAGUUCCACCCCCAUCAUGUCUGAAUGUAAUCCAGAUGUGUGAAGAGAAUGAAUUGUGCAGGAAAAAAUACACAACUUUUCGGUCAAAGUGUUGGAGACACGUGACAAAAAAAUGUUACAAUGACGAAGCUUGUCUUGAAACUUUGCUCAAGGAUGACGUGCCCUGUUCUGCCACUGCUGAUUGCAAAGCAGCCUUCGUCAGCAGCUGGGGCACGAUGCUGCUCACAGAGUGCACCUGCCAAAACGUGCCUGCCGUGGAGCAGCCUUUGUGUGAGCUCUUCCACCACAUGCUGCACAGCAAAUCCUGCUUCAGGGACUUGCGUCAAAUUUCUAUUCAGAAGAAGGGUUUUCACUGGGUAAAUACAGAAAUGCCAAGGGAAAAGAUUUCCGGAGCGCAGCUCCAUUCUUCUGCAAUUAAUGGUGAAACUGUCUACAUUAUUGCUUACUCCUCCUGCAUAGCUCUCAUCCUAGGAAUAGUCCUGUUGACUCUCCUAAAGAUCAGGCAAGACACGAAGUGCCUGAUUGUUCCCUUGCACUGUUCUGGGAGCCAUGGUCCCAAACACCAUCCUGGAUCCCACCUUGUCCCUAGGAGCUCUGGAUUUCUCUCUAUAGCUGCGUUGUUUGGCUAGAUUUCAGCUUCUAUUUACUACCAGUGAGUUGUCUUUGUUAAAUCUUUGUGACAAUCUAGUCCUGGUGAGCACAAAAGAAUGGACUGCUGUUUCUUAUUCAGCUGUUACCAUGAAUAGCACAUGUAUUGCCUUGUUAUUUCAAAUGUGAUUAGUUUCAAUUUUGUUUGAAUUAUCACUAAAUGUAGCUCACCUCCAGUUUUGACCAUGAGACCAAUGGUCUAGGGCCACAUCUAGUGCUAGAUGAUUGAUCUAGGACUAGAAAUUAACGUGAUCAGAAAAGCAAGAAUCUCUACUCUUCUAUGUGACUCUUGCUUCUGGCUUUGGUAGCUUGAAAAGUUAUUACUGUAGAGCAAAAUCUUAAGUGUGCAGUUCUGUUGGGGAGAGGCUUAGAAAUCUUACACAAUUAUUACAACAUGGACUUUCUCUGUCUCUGUUAUCUGCAUAAACCAAAGAAAGUCCUUUUUGUUUUGCAAUCAAAUGUUCUGUCAUUACAAAAUCAGCAUUUGGACAAAAAUACGGAAACAGAGAAGUGAAGUUCAUUUGUUAAUCAAAAAGAUCUGCUUUAGCAGUCCAGCAAUUUGCAGCAUCUGGCCUAACUCUCACCAAAGUCCUAUAUUCAUAUUCUUCCUUUUAAAACUGUGAAGUGGAAAAAUUUUAAACUGAAAAUAGUGUUGAAAAUAUCUUGGAUAAAAACAUUUCAUUACACAGGAAAUGUACUUUUGACAUGAAACCUGUGCUGGUUUUCAGUCUGACUUCAAAAACCAGUGAAUCUUCCAUUCACAAAAUUCAUGGAGAUACAUUUAAAUUCAAAUUUCACUAAACCUCAAUCAACAACAACAAAAAAAUUACCUUCUGUCUUAGAAACAUUUUUUUCCUAAUUAUCUUAUAUUUGGACACUAGAACCCCAACUCAAAGAUGUGCUUAGACACACAUGCACAGUCACAAACAAUUAUGUAAAAUGCAUUUGAAACUGAGGGUAUGUUACUCUGAGAGACAACAAGAUAUUUAAUGGCUCUUGCGUUCUUCUGCAAUUUCACAGGCUCUCUCUUAAGAGAUGACUUAAGAUGCUUAGUGGGAAAUGUACAUUCCCUCCACUCCAUGUGUACAAAGUAGUCUGUCAAUUGUAUCUAGGUGUUAGUUGUUAAAUAAAAAAAUUUCUGCUGAGAUGA
Messenger RNA from Zonotrichia albicollis (white-throated sparrow), 2833 nucleotides. The record is from RefSeq and is a predicted model, not a curated record. Lineage: Eukaryota; Metazoa; Chordata; Aves; Passeriformes; Passerellidae.